GGCCGUGCGCUUAUCCCGGGACGGGGCUCGUCCGCGGGGUCCGGGGCGGCGCCGCCGCGGGCAGGACAUGAUAGGUAGAAAAGAAUCCUGUGCUUCAGGACAGAUACCAAUGACCAACCUCGGCUGCCUUGUCUAUGCAUUGGAAGAAUGGACUGUUGUGGAGUUCCUGAAGAAAUACCUUUUUCAUCUGAUCAUUGCCUCACUUGCAAUUAGUGCAAUAUUAGUUUUUUUUAUAGUUCCUUUAACAAUCGUCUUUUUCAUUUACCUUACUAAUAUUUUGCUUUUAAUAUAUCAGAGGAACAAUGAGAUAAAAGCAGAUCCCUUGAGUGAUGUUUGGGAUAGUGUAAGAAAAACUAUAGCAAGCUUUUGGGAUAUAUAUGCAAGAAUAUGGCAUGGUUAUGAGCUUCAUGGUGUGGAAAACCUCCCAGAAGGACCAGGCAUUCUUGUGUAUUACCAUGGAGCUAUUCCUAUAGACUACCUUUACUUUUUGUCUAGGCUGUUUCUCUGGAAGAAAAGAAUUUGUCUGUCAGUAGCUGAUCAUUUUGUGUUUCGUUUACCAGGACUUAAAUUAUUGUUGGAAGUGACGGGUGUUAUACCAGGUACGAGGGAGGAGUGUCUCCUUGCACUGAGGAAUGGAUACUUGGUGUCCAUCUCACCAGGAGGAGUUCGAGAAGCGCUGUUCAGCGACGAAAGUUACCAGCUCAUGUGGGGAAAUCGAAAAGGCUUUGCUCAGGUCGCUCUAGAAGCAAAAGUGCCCAUCAUUCCAAUGUAUACUCAAAAUGUCCGUGAAGGCUAUAGGAUGUUUAAAGAAAGAAGAUUUUUUAGACAGUUAUAUGAAAGCACUCGAUUGCCUUUUACUCCUCCAUAUGGAGGACUUCCAGUUAAGUUCCGCACAUACAUUGGGAAGCCAAUCCCUUACGAUCCGAAUAUAACUGCAGACGAAUUAGUUGAAAAGACAAAGACUGCUGUCCAAGCUCUCAUAAGCAAGCACCAAACAAUCCCAGGCAACAUAUGGAAGGCUUUACUGGAACGAUUUGAUAAACGUCGUAAAAGUGAUUAGAAUGCUUAUGUUUGUUUCGUUGGUUUUACAGCAUACAGUAAAAAACAAUUUCCUACAGCACUGGUCACUAAUAGCUGGUGUUAACCAGUUUAAUUUUCAAAUUUCUACAGAUUUGGUGGAAGAAAACAAUUAACCUCUUGAAAGUUCCCUCCUGUCUUUGAGAAUAUUCUGAACUCAGAAAGAUCGAUGAAGAUGACUUAUGUAUAAUAGCAAUGCAACAGCUAAAUUACCCCAAAGGAAAUCAUGCAGCCAAGAUUUUCCUGGUUCCUAAAACAAGUAUUUACUUACAUCCAAGAGCCUUAGUGGUGUUGUCUAGAACUGUGGGUUUGUCUUUUGAGCACAGUCCAGUCUCAGAGCAGAGCCUCAGAGUUGGUGUUGUCCCACCAGAGACCACCCCACCGGGUGCACCUUCCCUGACGGACUCAUGCAAGAAAGUGUCAGAACAAAAACUGUCUUGCUUUAGGGAAUCAGCUACUGCUUAGCCCAUUCUUCUAGAGACUAUACAAAGAGCCAUAAUCCCUUUAAACCAGAUAUUAGACUCCUUCAAACACAUCAGCUUAGUGGUUCAUACCCUGGAAAGCAGCACUACUGCAUUCAACGCUCUUCCCCCACAAAAAAAGGUCUCUCAAAGAGAGGAAAAAAAAGCUUUAGUUCAGUGUAGCAAAUAUUGCAAACACAUGUAGAAGGUAGUUUCAAGUCUGAGCUGGUUCAUGCACGCACUAUUGCACCACACCAUAGUUGUUUAAUGGAUGAGACUGCCGCCAGCCUGAAAAUCCCUGGAUAUGGUGCGUGCACGGAUGUGCUGUAUUUACUCAAAUCUCCUGGUGAGCAGGGAAUAGGGUUGGGGGAAGCUUUCAUGGGCAAUGCAUCCUUGAGGCUUAUCAUCACUGGUGGUUUGCCUAAAAAUGUAGUACUUAAAUACUGUAGUACUGCAACACUGCUGGUACAGAUUGAACCAAAAUGCCUGUUUGGAAGGGCAGUGUUGUCUUCCUAAUGCAACUUGUGGAAAAGCAAAACUUAGUACAAAGCAGAACGUGUUUUGUACAAAGGCUGUGGGAUGUUGUUACUGGUGGGAGUGGGAGAACUUUGUGUAAUCUAUCCAAUAUGCCAUUAAAUGCAACCAAGUCUUAACUUCAAAGACCGAGAAAGGUAAUUUUUGUGCCACAUUUUUUCCUUCAUGUACUUUUAAUACGUAAAUAAUCUUUCCUCUCAACAUCCUAAAAGGACAUAACAUCUAAGGAAAUAUAUAUAAUGUUUGCCCAUUUUUAAAUAGAAAACUAAAUCUAUGUUUUCGAUUAAAAUAAAUUCUUCCUCAACCCUGCUUCUUCACAAGUAUUUCUUGCACAUCUGGUGAAGAGAGAAGGAUAGACAGGUAAGUUAUUUCCCUGGACCAAAAAGACAGGAAUCCUAUCCUGAAAAAACCCCUCAAAUCUGUCUUAAGAUACAGGAGUCUUUACUUGAACACAUUAACUAUAACUGCUCUAUACAGGCAGAAGGAUUUUUCUCCCAGCAGAGACUCAGCAUGCAUAGGAGAUGAUAAACUAAAGCAGAUCAAGAUGCUCACUGAUAUGCCUGGACAUAAACAGGAAUUCAAACCACGAAGUCUUACAUGCCACUCUCCAGCAAUACAAGCUGAAAUUCAAAGCCUGAGC
Messenger RNA from Corvus hawaiiensis (hawaiian crow), 2712 nucleotides. RefSeq names its product transmembrane protein 68-like. Bases 68 to 1060 code for a protein of 330 amino acids. Gene Ontology annotation, molecular function: acyltransferase activity. Lineage: Eukaryota; Metazoa; Chordata; Aves; Passeriformes; Corvidae. The record is from RefSeq and is a predicted model, not a curated record. Gene Ontology annotation, cellular component: membrane. The transcript has 7 exons.